AUGAACAAGCCCCGUCAUCAUGCUCCCUACGCUGCAGACUGGUCAUAUGCUAGGUGUCUUGUUAAGUGUUUAAAAAUCUUCUUUGAUGUUACUGUUAAGUUCUCGGCUUCAGUUCAAGUUACUUCACAUGAAUUUCUAUGGCAGUUGGCAUUGAUCCAUGAACAGUUGGUUCGUCUUAGAGCUAUAGGAAACCGAGAUCCUCAUAUUUCUAUGAUGGCAGAAAUAAUGUUUCGGAAGUAUAACGCAUAUUGGGGGGAUUAUGAAGCUAUGAACUCUGUUAUGUAUUUUGCUAAGUUGCUUGAUCCUCGGGAGAAAGAAUAUGGUUUGAAAUUUGAUCUGGAAUGUUUGUAUGAGCAAGAUGAUUUCAGGGUUACAACUGUUUUGAAGGCUGUGAAACAAGAUAUGGGAAGACUUUAUGAUGAGUACACCAGCAUGUAUUCAAAUGCCAAUGCAGAGGAAGGUACUGGGUCAACAGCUGCUGCUGGUGUUGAUGACAUGGUUGUUUCUGUGCAAGAAGAGAACAUUGAGGAUAUGCUUGAAUCAAGGAAGAAAAGGCGAAGAAUGAAUGUUCAUAGUACUCAUUCAAAGUCAGAACUUGAAAGGUAUUUGCUUGAUGACUGUGAAGCGUCUACCAGGGAGUUUGAUAUUCUGGCAUGGUGGCAGGCUAAUAGUACCAAGUACAAGGUGCUAUCACUUAUGGCGAAGGAUAUUUUGGCAAUACCAGUGUCUUCUGUUGCAUCAGAAUCUGCAUUCAGUACCGGAAAGCGCAUUCUUACCCCAUGGAGAAGCUCGCUAUCUGCCAGGACAGUUGAAGCACUUCUCUACAUUUUGGGAAAGGAUGAAGAUUAA
Molecule: messenger RNA, 849 nt
Organism: Papaver somniferum (opium poppy)
Lineage: Eukaryota; Viridiplantae; Streptophyta; Magnoliopsida; Ranunculales; Papaveraceae
Product: zinc finger BED domain-containing protein RICESLEEPER 2-like
Exons: 3
Coding region: 1-849 (282 amino acids)
Molecular function (GO): DNA binding; protein dimerization activity
Source: RefSeq, a predicted model, not a curated record